UCCUUCAAUCCUUCUCUCUCCUUCUUCUCAAAAAACCCUAAUUCCUGAUUUAAAAAACCCCCUAUUUACUUUGUCUCUCUCAAUUUAGCGAAAAAGCCCUAGGUUUUCAAACAAUGCCGGAACUGAACGCCAAGCACCACACUCUGAUCCAAGCUCUGCUCUCUCGUGGCCCACUCAAAGAGGCCCGGUUCCACCGCAUGUUCUCGGAGCUCACCGGAGAAACCCCAGGUGUUCGUCGGAAGGCGUUUGAUGACUAUCUUCUGAGGAUAAACAAGGCGCUUUCGUAUGUUCAGUUUGAGCUGCGGGCAUGCAGGAAUCAGUAUGAUGGUCAGGUUCAUUAUGGAGUUGUCAAUAAUGUUUCCGACGACGAAUCGAAGCUGGGAACUACUUAUUCUGUUGCGCAGAUUGCUUUCUAUAAGGCUAUUGCAAGUUCCAAAGUCUUUUUACUGGUUUAGAAACUCAUCUUAUUGCAUCUGUUUAUUUAGCUUUUACUGUAAGAUGACUUUGCUGCUUUCUGAUUAUCUUUAGUGUAUCAGCUAUGCUGUGACUGUGCGUUCCAGAAAAAAUGUUGGGUUCCUUGUAUCGUGAGUUAACUGUUACAAACAACUCAACAAUUUAGUUGUCUAAAGUGGAACAAUGUGCGUGAAGGGGAGGGUAUGUGAUGAGAAUAUAUGCUGUGUUAAUGGUGGUGACCAGGUGCAUGUGUUGAGUCAAGGAGGAAAAUGCUGAGAUGUGGUCUCUUCAUUGGAAAUCUGAAGUAUCAACCUCCUUAAGGUUUUGAAAUGCCUCCUUGCAUUUGCCACUACUGGCUUAGUGCAGCUUUGUGAUCGAUCAGACGGAAUAGAUUGACAAGCUAGCAAAAAAAGGCCGCCCGGGGGGUGGUUGCGGGUUUAGAAAUCUGUUGGACGUCUUAGACAACCUCAGUUUCUAAUAGAGUUUGAAGAAGCGUGU
Molecule: messenger RNA, 951 nt
Organism: Argentina anserina (silverweed cinquefoil)
Lineage: Eukaryota; Viridiplantae; Streptophyta; Magnoliopsida; Rosales; Rosaceae
Exons: 2
Coding region: 114-455 (113 amino acids)
Biological process (GO): double-strand break repair via homologous recombination
Cellular component (GO): nucleus; Smc5-Smc6 complex
Molecular function (GO): ubiquitin-protein transferase activity
Source: RefSeq, a predicted model, not a curated record